Trematosphaeria pertusa is the source of this 1122-nucleotide messenger RNA. RefSeq lists its product as uncharacterized. NCBI's taxonomy places the organism in Eukaryota, Fungi, Ascomycota, Dothideomycetes, Pleosporales, Trematosphaeriaceae. Bases 1 to 1122 code for a protein of 373 amino acids. The record is from RefSeq and is a predicted model, not a curated record. The transcript has 3 exons.
AUGGCACGCCUCAGCGCCGAAAACUUUCGCAGCCCCGAGACACCGCAGUCAACCCGCAAAUCGAGUCGCUUCAAGGACCUUUUCAAAGGCGGCAGCUCGCGCAUGAGCCUGAGCCCCGGUUCCAGCAACGAGUCUCCCAAGACGUCGCCGAGGGGUAGCGAGAACUUGAAACCGGGCUUCAAAAAGGUCGGGUUGCAUCCUUCGGAGCGCGUGGUGAGCGACGAGGGGGAGCGUAAGAAAGAAAGCUUGAGCGCGUCGCUCGCCAGGCAGGAGGAGGAGUUGAAGGAUGUCAGCGUGCCGCAUGGGCUGGAUACCGCACUUCAGGCCAGUGAGGUGAAAAGCCCGCAAGGACUUGCGAAGCCAGUGGUUGAGGAGAGCCUCCCGACAGCCAAGGACGAGCAAUCCAAUGACAUUGUCCCUGAUGAGAUCGCCAAAGCCCUGAAAACCUCCGAGGAAAACAACGAGGGCACAAAGGAUACACAGGUGCAGGAGGUGGUCCCGGACACAGCUGGAGCUCUUCCCAUUGGAGAAGAUGCCGCUGCUGCAAGCAUUUAUGGCACGGCUAUUGCGAAUCCCACUCCUGGUACCCAGUCGGUACUCGAGGAAGACUACGCCACCGCCACUGACAACGAGGACACCGAAUCGACCAUACAAGCGCCAAAGUCCGACGAGAAGAACAAUGGAACUCUUGAGGAUACUCGACUGUUAGCCUCCGCAAUCGCCCACGGAAUACCGCUCUCCGCUAGGAUGCCACCAUCAGACACGAAGAUCGGCACGUUCUACAUCCUCGAUCCGAAGGUGGCUGCCAAUUGCUAUCGUGCUCUGGCUUUCACGUACCUGACCGUCUUCUUCUCUGCGGCACUUGGCGGACCGAAGACCUUCUUUCUCGUCGCAUGGAGGAUUGGAGUCGUGCUGCUUGCGUACGAGCUCAUGCGCCGGAAGUUCAACUGGAAGGAUUCGUUGGCAACGGAUGUAGUGCUUGCACCGGUUCAAGAUGGAUUGGAGGAGGCACAGCAAGUUGUUCAGGAAGUCGUCCAGAUGCUUUGCAAUAUGUUGACCCCAAUCAUUGUGGCUACCAUUCAGGUGGCUGUGGAGGAGUAUGAGAUCUCGAGGUCAGGCUAA